ACUGUGAGCGUGUGUCUGUCUCUCUUUCUUUCUCUCUGUGUCUCCCGGGGAGCAUCUUUGGAGCGGAAGGAAGCGGCGGCAGAGUGGUGGUGGGGAGAGAGGGAGAGGCGGAGGGAGAGAUGGAGACGGUGGCGUUACUGUGUACGACGGGGCUGGUGUUCGCGGGUCUGUACUGGUUCGUGUGCGUGCUGGGAGCGGCGGAGCAGAAGGGGAAGAGGGCGGUGGAUCUGGGCGGCGGCUCCAUCUCCAGGGAGAAGGUGGAGGACAAGUACAAGCAGUACUGGGCCUUCUUCCGGAAGCCCAAGGAGAUCGAGCGGGCGGAGACGGUGCCGCACUUCGUGGACACCUUCUACAACCUCGUGACCGACAUUUACGAGUGGGGAUGGGGGCAGAGCUUCCACUUCUCCCCCUCCGUUAAGGGGAAGUCCCACAAGGAGGCCACCAGGCUUCACGAGGCCCACGCGGUUGACCUCCUGAACGUCGGCCCCGGCGACCGGAUCAUCGACGUCGGGUGCGGCGUCGGAGGGCCGAUGCGAGCCAUCGCCGCGCAUUCUGGUGCCAACGUCGUGGGGAUCACCAUCAACCAGUACCAGGUGGAACGGGCCAAGACCCACAACAAGAAGGCGGGGCUGGACUCCCUCUGCGAGGUCGUCUGCGGCAACUUCCUCCAGAUGCCCUUCCCUGAUGCCAGCUUCGAUGGAGCGUACUCCAUUGAAGCCACUUGCCAUGCCCCGAAGCUCGAGGACGUCUACUCGGAGGUCUUCCGGGUGCUCAAGCCUGGGAAGCUCUACGUCUCCUACGAGUGGGUGACGACGCACAAGUACCGGCCGGAAAAUGCGGAGCACGUCGAGAUUAUCCACGGGAUCGAGCAGGGAGACGCGCUGCCUGGGCUGAGGAGCUACGCGGACCUCCCGGAGGUGGCCAGAAAGGUCGGUUUCGAGGUGGUGAAGGAGGAGGACCUGGCUCUGCCACCUGCAUUGCCGUGGUGGACGAGGCUGAAGAUGGGGAAGCUGGCCUACUGGCGGAACAACCUUGUGGUGAUGGUGCUCACCUUCCUCGGUAUCGCUCCGAAGGGCGUUGAUGAUGUCCACGAAAUGCUGUUCAAGACCGCCGGUUACCUCACCAGGGGAGGCGAGACCGGAAUCUUUACCCCCAUGCACAUGAUUCUCCUCAGGAAACCCAUCUCUUCGUAAAGCGAGAACAAAAAGAAAAAUAAAUGGUGUUCACAGAGGAGAACCAUGAGCAAAGCAGAAGCGAGCCGCAUCCAAAAGCUUGACGAAUUGAAGGUUGCCCUUGUGGUACAAGCAAUCCUCUUUCUCUCUCUAUGUAUCUCUCUGGUAGUUAUUGGUAAUUAAGUUUGUUUUAGUUAGGAAUGCAUAGAUCUCAGGAAAGAGGGAGUGAAGAAGAUGUUGUUCUUUUCCCUUGCUUUCUUUCUUUUUGUUUUUUUUCCUUUUCUUUCCCUUGGGUUUAAUGUACUGGUUACUUUCUGAUCUUUGAUGUUUGUGAGGAAGACGGGGGGAGGGGAACUGAAGCUAAUUUAAUUAUCGUCUAUUUGGUUUUC
Nymphaea colorata (pocket water lily) is the source of this 1561-nucleotide messenger RNA. Its product is annotated as 24-methylenesterol C-methyltransferase 2-like. Gene Ontology annotation, biological process: steroid biosynthetic process. NCBI's taxonomy places the organism in Eukaryota, Viridiplantae, Streptophyta, Magnoliopsida, Nymphaeales, Nymphaeaceae. Gene Ontology annotation, molecular function: S-adenosylmethionine-dependent methyltransferase activity. The record is from RefSeq and is a predicted model, not a curated record. Bases 120 to 1193 code for a protein of 357 amino acids. The transcript has a single exon.